Messenger RNA from Hypoxylon trugodes, 1095 nucleotides. RefSeq names its product GroES-like protein. The record is from RefSeq and is a predicted model, not a curated record. The transcript is spliced from 3 exons. Gene Ontology annotation, molecular function: oxidoreductase activity, acting on NAD(P)H. NCBI's taxonomy places the organism in Eukaryota, Fungi, Ascomycota, Sordariomycetes, Xylariales, Hypoxylaceae. The coding region runs from base 1 to 1095 and encodes 364 amino acids.
AUGUCGGGAAAAACACAUAAUUCCCUCGUCAUAGUUGCGCCUCGCGCUCCUUAUGAGGUCCAUCAAGUUCCCACGAUCACGCCAACAGGGGAUGAGAUUAGGAUUCAUGUCAAAUGGACAGCUUCAACACCCCUUGACCUCCAUCAAGCCGAUGGCGGGUUGCUAAUUGAACCCCCCCAGAGGACCGGGUCGUCUUCGGCUGGUGUCGUCGUCGAAGUCGGUCCUGAUGUAAAGCACUUGAAAGUUGGUGACAGGGUAUUUGGCUUUGCGCACCAACAACCUAAGUGGAAGGCCCAUCAAGAGUAUGCGACGGCUCCUGAAUGGGUAUUCGGUAAGGUCCCAGAGGGUUUCUCUUUCGAACAGGCGAUUACCCUGCCUGAGAAUCUUGUCACCGCAUUCAACACCAUCGCGACUGACCUGGGGCUACCUACCCCAUGGCCGAAGCCCGCAGAUUACGUACCACCUAGGGCUAACGAACGGAUCUUGAUCUGGGGAGCUGCGUCCUCGGCUGGCCACUACAUAAUCCAAGUCCUAAAGUACUAUGGAUACAACCACAUUAUUGUGACGGCGUCGCCCCGCCACCACGAAUUCCUAAAACAAUUAGGAGCCAAGGAGUGCUUCGACUACAGGAGUCCGACAAUAGUCGAAGACUUGUUGAAGAAGUACAAGCAAGGGGAUGCACCCGCUUUCCCCAUGAUCGUCGACUGCAUCGGCUCUCAAGCUGGGUCCGUUGCGCCGAUAACUAAGAUUGUUAGUAGUGGCACGACAGUCGCGAUUAUGCUUCCUGUCAUCCUAAAGCAUGCGACAGAGGAAGAAGCACCUGAGUACACGAUGGAUGCAAGCACCAGCGCUCAAUGGGCCGAAGGUGUGAAUGUGCGCGGCGUCCGAACACACUUUUACUGGCAGAAUCAACUCUUCAAGGAGAAGUUGCAAUUGGAGAUCAUACCCCAGUUACUAGCCGAAGGUCACAUCAAGCCGAACCGCUUCCGUAUUAUCGAAGGUAGUACCUUGCUUGAAAGGGCUACGAAGGCGUUGGCUGAGCUUCGAAAGGGGGUGAGCGGAGAGAAGCUCGUGUGGAGAGUCUCGGAUGAAUGA